Molecule: messenger RNA, 741 nt
Organism: Octopus sinensis (East Asian common octopus)
Lineage: Eukaryota; Metazoa; Mollusca; Cephalopoda; Octopoda; Octopodidae
Exons: 1
Coding region: 1-741 (246 amino acids)
Source: RefSeq, a predicted model, not a curated record
AUGAAAACAAAUGCAAAUGGACAAGAUUUUCCGAAGUGGCUGCUACAACUUGGAAGUGGAUUUCUUCAAAGCUCUCUUGAUGAUCUUUCAGAAGAUGCUAUUGAUAUUCCUGAGGCAUGCAUGUGUAACAAUUCUAUGGUAUCUAAUAUAUUUGACAAUUGUACAGCAGAAGAAAUGAAAAAUAGAGUGAUCUUAUUCCCUAAAACUUCAGACUGCUCAGCAGUAAAUGAAGAAAUUCUAAGGAGAUUGCCCCCUGAAACUAAGACAUAUCUAAGCACCGACUCAAUAACUUCUGAUAAUGAAGAAGAAGCCCAGAAUUAUCCCAUGGAGUUUAUAAACUCUCUUACACCUUCUGGAAUGCCUCCCCAUCACCUUAACUUGAAAGUUGGAGCAAUUAUUAUGCUUCUUAGAAACCUCUCUAUAACACAAGCUCUAUGCAACGGAACUCUCUUGGAAGUACUUCAGCUCCAUGAGCAUAGCAUCGAAGCAUCAAUUAUAAGUGGAUCUCAUUCUCACACGAGAGAACUGAUUCCAAGAAUCAAACUUACUCCAAGCAAUACAAACAUUCCAUGCAUUCUGCAUCGGACCCAGUUCCUAGUUUGUCUGUCCUAUUCUAUGACAAUCAAUAAAGCACAAUGGCAAUCAUUCAAUAGAGUUGGUAUACAUUUGCCAGAGCCAUGCUUCACUCGUGGCCAGCUUUAUGUAGCUUUUUCAAGAGCAAGAGCAAUGAAUGACGGUUAA